Diceros bicornis minor is the source of this 4604-nucleotide messenger RNA. RefSeq names its product zinc finger protein 219 (gene ZNF219). The record is from RefSeq and is a predicted model, not a curated record. Gene Ontology annotation, molecular function: DNA-binding transcription factor activity, RNA polymerase II-specific; RNA polymerase II cis-regulatory region sequence-specific DNA binding. The transcript has 5 exons. Bases 1997 to 4144 code for a protein of 715 amino acids. Gene Ontology annotation, biological process: regulation of DNA-templated transcription. Lineage: Eukaryota; Metazoa; Chordata; Mammalia; Perissodactyla; Rhinocerotidae. Gene Ontology annotation, cellular component: nucleus.
UUCCCUGUUUGGGAAUUAGCUUCAAUUUGGGCCGCCUUGUCUAUCACUGUAUUGCCAUCCUGGAAACUGUUAGGUGCAAAACAGGUUUUUUGUUUUUGUUUUGUUUCGAGGGAGGGAGAUUUGCCGUAUUCCUACUCUACUUGCCUUGGGUAUGAGGUCAGCCUCCCAUGAGGUAUUUUGCUUGCUAUCCUACAGGAAGUUUUAGGGGCCCUAGAAUCUUCUCAGAAUCAGAGUAUGUGCCCAUAGGUUAGUCAGCUAUGACCAUGCAGUAUUCCCAGCCUCCCCCCUCUUCCCCCACCAUCUGCUUCCUCUGAAUAUACCAGAUUGGCUGUACACCAGGAUGUUCCGGGAAUCCCCAGGAGAGCAACAGAAUGUGAUGGACCCAAAUACGAUGCCUCAGUAACUCAUUCCAGGAUGUACAAACUGUAACUGUCAGGACACUCCUUAUAGCUAAUUAAAAUUCUUCUAGUUACAUCUAUUUUCUAUUACAUCUAUCUAUUUUCAGUGACAUCCAAAAGGCUAAAAUAAUCCCUCUGGUACUGGUUUUUUUUUUUUCCCUAUGAUUCCCAGAUAGGAAUUUUUAAAAAUCCUCUAGCUUUUCUCAGUGCCUCCUCUGUGUGCUAAAAUGGCAAAUGCAGCCCCUCUGGCACUUCAUAGCUCUACCUAUGGUUCUGAGGUGGCCACAGUGGCUCCUCUGGUAGCCCACUGCACUCUCCAUGGUACUGAAGGGAUGACCAUUUGUUUUUCACAUUUCUCUGGGGUCCAGAAAGUCCUGUGACUCAGAACCACAAAACUUUUGAGCUGGAAGGGACCAUCAGUAUAAAUUAGUCCAACCCCCUUAUUUUACAGAUGAGUAAACUGGGAGGUUAAUUGAUAUACUGAAAGUUGAAGGGCUAUUAAUGGUCAGACUGGGCCCACAGUAGCCUUGCACCCCUCAGUCCUACUCUAAUUCACCUUUCAUGACACUACUCUGAGCCCGGCUAGGUUCUUGGGCCCAGGAAAGGGGCUUAUUUGGAGGAUCUAGAAGAUGAGAGUGGAUGCCCUAAUUUGGAGCUACAGAAAUACAAAUGUUGAAAGUCGUAGUGGAGGUUGUUUAGUGACCCUUGGACGAGGACACUUUGUUAAUUAACCUCCUGUUAAUAAAAUUCCCAUAACCCACAUUCCACGUGUAACAGGUACCUGCCCCUUCAUGGAGUCUUAUCACAUCCACUAAAUGUCCAAAAUUAAAGAAGCCUUGGACCUCCAGAGCCUUUUCUCUUUGCUGAUAAGCAGGGCUGACUCCUGGCCCAAUUCUCUUCUAUUAAAGAUCCUUAAGCAAAGUAAUGCUUGAGUCCUUUUCUUUCUCAGUAACCCAUUUCAGUUUCACAAUGCCUAUUGUAAGGAAGUUCUUUAUAUCUCAAAUAUUCUUUCUAUCUCAGGCAAAAAAAUAGGUUAGGCCCAAGUUCGUCUAGCCUUGAACGGAUACAAUUAUAUAUGUAAGCAGGAAGGUUGACUGGACGACUUCUGGUCAUUCUCCUAGGCCUGUUUCUAUGAAUCUUAAUUCUGGGGUUGCUUCUAAGUCCUAAUGCUAACCUCCACUGCAGCUUAGAAUCAGGAGUGUCACUCCCACCCCCAGCGUCUUCCUCUCAGUGCUCUUCUUCCUCACAACUGGAGCUCUGCACAUCCCAGGCCCAGGGAAUUUUAGCCUGGAGAAUUUUAACCCUUUCCUGUUCAGAGCAUGUGCUGAGCCCGUAUCUGUGCAGAUGGCCCAGCCCCGCCCCCCAUCCCUCACUCCAGCCUCUUGAGCUCAGAGCCAGUGUAAUCCUCCUCUUGUGUGAGGGAGCCUCUCCCCUGCAGAGAGGAGGAAAGUCUGCUUCGGAACAGCCCUGGACAAAGGGGCUGAGAUGCCCCAUCAAACUGCAGGCUCCAAGCUCUGCAGCACCUGUUGCCUUCACUAGCAGCUUUUCCUCCUCCUCUUCCCUGCACUCCCCAGAACCAAAGAAUGUGAAGGGGGUCCAUGGAGGGCUCACGUCCCCGCGCCCCGGGCGGCCACUUAGCGCCGUCGCCGCCGGCCUUCGACGGCGAACUGGAUCUGCAGCGCUACUCCAACGGGCCAGGCGUGAGCGCCGGGUCUCCAGGGAUGGGAGCAGUGGGUUGGUCUGAGAGUCGCACUGGCGAACGGCGCUUUCCCUGCCCUGUAUGCGGGAAGCGCUUCCGCUUCAACUCCAUCCUGGCUUUGCACCUGCGGGCGCACCCGGGCGCCCAGGCCUUCCAGUGCCCGCACUGCGGCCACCGCGCAGCCCAGCGGGCCCUGCUGCGCUCGCACCUGCGCACGCACCAGCCCGAGCGCCCGCGUAGCCCUGCCGCGCGCUUGUUGCUGGAGUUGGAGGAGCGCGCGCUACUGCGCGAGGCCCGGCUGGGGAGAGCCCGAAGCUCAGGGGGCGUGCAGGCCACCUCUGCCACUGAGGGCCCUGCGCGGCCCCAGGCUCCUUCGUCGUCCGCCUUCCGUUGCCCUUUCUGCAAAGGCAAGUUUCGCACCGCGGCGGAGCGCGAACGCCACCUGCACAUCCUGCACAGGCCCUGGAAGUGUGGCCUGUGCAGUUUCGGCUCCAGCCAGGAGGAGGAGCUGCUGCACCACAGCCUGACGGCCCACGGAGCUCCUGAGCGCCCCCUGGCGGCCACUUCGGCUGCAUCCCAGCCUCAGCCUCCACCGCAGCCUGAACCCAGAUCGGUCCCCGAGCCCGAGGCGGAGCCUGAACGUGAGGCAACCCCUGUCCCCGCUCCUGCCGCUCCCGAGGAGCCCGCUGCGCCUCCGGAGUUCCGCUGUCAAGUGUGUGGCCAGAGUUUUACGCAGUCCUGGUUUCUCAAGGGCCACAUGCGCAAGCACAAGGCCUCCUUCGAUCAUGCGUGUCCCGUGUGUGGCCGCUGCUUCAAAGAGCCCUGGUUCCUUAAGAACCACAUGAAAGUGCAUGCCAGCAAGCUGGGCCCACUGCGUGCCCCGGGGCCUGGUUCCGGGCCCGCCCGGGCCCCCCAGCCUCCUGACCUGGGCCUGCUGGCCUAUGAGCCGCUGGGCCCCGCGCUCCUCCUGGCCCCGGCGCCCACCCCGGCUGAGCGCCGUGAGCCUCCAAGCCUCCUGGGCUACCUGAGCCUUCGAGCUGGGGAGGCCCGGCCCAAUGGUGAGGGCGCUGAGCCGGGGGCUGGCCGCAACUUCGGAGGCUUCCGCCCACUACCCUCUGCUCUCCCGGCCCGGGCUCGCCGGCAUCGCGCCGAGGAGCCAGAGGAGGAAGAGGAGGUGGUGGAGGCGGAGGAGGAGACCUGGUCCCGGAGCAGGUCACUGGGCCCCCUGGCUUCACUGCACCCGCGCCCAGGCGAGGGGCCGCACUCUGCGCCUGCUCCGGGGGCCCAGGCAAGGUCCAUCGCCACGCAGGAAGAGAAUGGGCUGUUAGUUGGAGGGACCCGGCCUGAAGGGGGCCGGGGCGCCACCGGCAAGGAUUGCCCCUUCUGCGGAAAAUCUUUCCGCUCAGCGCAUCACCUCAAAGUGCACCUGCGAGUGCACACAGGUGAGCGCCCCUACAAGUGUCCGCACUGCGACUACGCGGGCACCCAGUCCGGCUCGCUCAAGUAUCACCUGCAGCGCCACCACCGGGAGCAGAGGAGCGGGGCUGGCCCCGGGCCGCCCCCGGAGCCGCCGCCCCCUUCCCAGCGGGGUUCGGCCCAGCAGUCAGGAGCCAAGCUGGCUCCGCAGCCUGCGGCCUGGGUGGAGGGCGCGGCGAGCCCCCGGCCUCCUUCGAGCGGCGCCGCGCCGGGGUCCCGUCGGAAGCCCGCCAGCCCCGGGAGGACCCUGCGCAACGGGCGAGGCGGUGAGGCCGAGCCCCUGGACCUGUCCUUGCGGGCAGGGCCAGGAGGCGAGGCCGGGCCGGGGGGUGCCCUCCACCGAUGCCUCUUCUGCCCUUUCGCCACUGGAGCCCCCGAGCUCAUGGCCUUGCACCUGCAAGUGCACCACAGCCGCCGGGCUCGGGGCCGCCGGCCUCCUCAGGCCGAUGCGUCCCCACCCUAUGCCCGGGCACCGUCGGGAGAGACUCCUCCUAGUCCUCCGCAGGAAGGGGAGGAGGGUCCCGGGCUGUCGAGACCGGGAGAGGCGGGGCUGGGGGGGCAAGAACGGUAGGGAGCCCUCUUAGGGGCGGUUAGCUUAGAGAGCUUACCCCGCCGGAGCGGGGGAGCGCUAGAGGUAGUUGGGUAGAGCAGCCAGCAGGGGGCAGCAUGGGACCCACAUCCCAGCCCCAGGCGGACCAGAGGUGGAGGGGGCGGAGGGCGUAGGAGGGUGGGCGGGCAGUACCCACCCAGCCCAGGGGAGAGUCACAGUGCCUUAGAAGUGGCAGGAGUGAGCAUCAAAGAACGGGGUCCCAGGGCUGGCAGAGAGGGUUGUGUCCCUGUUGAGGAGCCACUCUGCCAGUCUUUGCUGGUCCAUAGGCGUGAGAGUUUAUUUUUGUACAAUGGGUGGGGGUGGGGGGCACUGUACCCUUCUAGCCCCUUCAGGGGCCCUGUAGACGUCGCUAUUUUUGGUACGAUUCCUGUCAUCCCUGUCGCAGAGUUGUGUCCCCAAUAAACAGGUGUCUUGAGGCACA